Hyla sarda is the source of this 1117-nucleotide messenger RNA. Its product is annotated as olfactory receptor 6N1-like. The transcript has a single exon. The record is from RefSeq and is a predicted model, not a curated record. Gene Ontology annotation, biological process: G protein-coupled receptor signaling pathway. Bases 118 to 1047 code for a protein of 309 amino acids. NCBI's taxonomy places the organism in Eukaryota, Metazoa, Chordata, Amphibia, Anura, Hylidae. Gene Ontology annotation, cellular component: membrane. Gene Ontology annotation, molecular function: olfactory receptor activity; G protein-coupled receptor activity.
GACCGCAGUUAAAUACAAAGUUCUGCCAGUUCUGUUACGUUUCUGGUGUCACAUGAAAAUUGCUCAGUUUCUCUAUUCUAAUGCAAAAACCUAACAAGAACACUUCCUUCUGCUACCAUGAAUCAAACAGUUUCUGGCUUUGUUAUAUUGGGAUUUUCAAGCUUGGGAUCAUUGCGUCAUCCUAUAUUUGUCAUUUUUCUUUUUCUUUAUUUCUUAAUAAUUACAGGCAAUGUAACCAUAGCUCUUAUUAUCUGGGCUGAGCCCCGUCUGCAUACACCCAUGUAUAUCUUUGCAGGAAUGUUGUCUUUUCUAGAUAUUUGUUACACUGCAGUUACUAUUCCGCAGAUUUUGGUCAUCUUUUGGAUUGGAAGAGUCUAUAUUUCUUUCAGUGGCUGCUUACUUCAGAUGUAUUUUUUCCAUUCUCUUGGAAUAACGGAAAAUUAUCUUUUGACUGUUAUGGCCUAUGACCGCUACAUUGCCAUAUGUAACCCCCUGAGAUACUCUACUCUCAUGACUUCUGGAUGUUGCAGGCAUCUUGUAUUUGCUUGCUGGUUGUGUGGCUUUAUGAGUCCAGUGACUAAAUUAAUUCUAGUAACUUUAUUACCAUUUUGUGGCUCUAAUGAAAUUCGCCAUCUCUUCUGUGACUUGUCUCCUCUUCUACACCUUGCUUGUGCAGACACUUAUAUCAAUGUUAUUACUGACUUUGUCAUCAACUCUUGUAUUAUUAUUUUAACAACUGCGUUCAUUGCCUUGACGUACAUGAAAAUCAUCUUUACAAUAAUCACAAUGAACAGCGCAGAAGGACGCAAAAAGGCAUUUUCCACAUGUGCAGCUCAUAUCACUGUUGUGCUGAUAUUUUUUGGUAGUGUAACCUUUAUGUAUGUAAGACCACAGAAAGUAUAUGCACCUGAAUAUGACCAACUGGUAACGAUUAACUACACCAUUUUGACUCCAUUGUUAAAUCCUGCAGUAUAUGGUCUUAGAAAUAAAGAGAUAAAGAAGGCAGUUAAGAAAUAUCUUCAGCACAGAGGUACUAGAUUUAGAUGAUAGAAUGAAUAGUCUUUUACUUUUGUUGGCUUUUUCCACAUCUUAAAAGAUUGUCAUGGUUAGACCAAGA